GAUCCACGCUGAAGAGCUGUCCUGCGGUGCGUCCUGCUUGACCUGAAGCAGCGCUCACAGCAUCCGUGCCUUUCCCUACAGCCCAGCUGUGAGACAGACAGCAGCGCUCCACGCACCGCCGCCCGCAUCGUCUUUCAACCGGUCUGUGAGAAGAAACCUGCACCCCAGAGAAAAUGAGAUGAAACAGUCUGAGAGUGAGUGCUGCAUACCCCUGCAUCUUUUGGGGGGAAAUUCUGGAUGUUCUGGGUGUCAUUGCCCUAAAAAACAACUUGGAGCCCUUUAGGAAACACGCUAGAAAAUGUUCCUGACUCGAAGAAAAAGACUUCAUCUUAGCCGGAUAAUAUUUCUUCUGUCUGGGGUUUUCCUUUGCUCUUUAUAUCAACUCACUAUAAGAGCCAGACUACCAGAACCCUGGUCUGAGCCUCAGACAGGAGAAAAACCUGAGGAUGUUUCUGAACUUGGUUCUGGAAUGUUGGAUACGACAGUGAUUUCGCAGAGCUCCAACCACACAGAUGGGGUCCAGUCGUCAGAACCAGCGACAAAUGUACCCGUCUCAAAAAUGUCUAGAACAGAGACACCUGCAACAACCACAAACAGGACAUUCACCCAAUGCAUCUUUGUGAAUCCAGACCUUCCAAAACCCACCCCAGUUCCUACUCCAGCAACCGAUACGACCACUGUGGUGCCCAACACUACAGAGUCCAGACCUGGAGAAGCACCGCACAUAAAGGGCGAGUACCCGGAGGACAUCUUCUCCAUAGAGGAUCGACGCAGAGGCUGGGUCAUUCUCCACAUCUUUGGAAUGGUAUACAUGUUCGUGUCUUUGGCCAUCGUCUGCGAUGAGUUUUUCGUCCCUACGUUGGGGGUUAUCACAGACAAACUGGAGAUCUCAGAUGACGUGGCCGGAGCGACGUUCAUGGCCGCUGGAGGCUCUGCCCCCGAACUCUUCACUUCCUUGAUCGGGGUCUUCAUUUCUCAUAGCAAUGUGGGCAUUGGAACCAUCGUUGGCUCGGCUGUCUUCAACAUCCUGUUUGUGAUCGGAAUGUGUGCGCUGUUUUCCCGGGAGAUGCUGCACCUCACUUGGUGGCCUCUCUUUCGGGAUGUGUCGUUCUACAUCCUCGAUCUCAUCAUGCUUAUCAUCUUCUUUUUGGACAACACCAUUAUGUGGUGGGAGAGUAUGAUGCUGGUGUGCGGAUAUGCUACCUAUGUUUUCUUCAUGAAGUACAAUGUUCAGAUAGAGCAAGCCUUUAAGUCCCAGCUCAGGAGACACAAGAACAUCGUCAAAGUUAUCGCAGUCGAAGAACCUGAGAAGGACAAUGGGGCCUCAGGUGAAGAGAACAGGCCGCCUGAACCAGAAGACAAGAAUCGAUUAAAGCUGAAGCCCACACUGCAGCGCGGGGGCAGUUCUGCCUCUCUGCACAACAGCACCAUGAGGAACACCAUCUUCCAGCUGAUGAUUCACACACUAGAUCCUCUUGGAGAGGUGAAAUUUAAAGACAAGGCUCAGAUUUUGAACGACAUGGCCCGGGGAAAAGUAGAGAACAAAAAGAAGGAAAAAUCUGGUGAAGGUGACGAUCAAACGGAGCAUUCCAAGGAUUCCAAAGACGCUGCUCCGGGAGCCAAGGAUGAAGAUGGUAGUCAAAAGUCUGAGGCACAAAAGGAAGGAGACUUUGCAGCAGAAGGAGGUUCAGAGAAGCCAGGAGGUUCAGAUGGUUCAGGGGAGGAUGAUGAUGACAGUGAUGAAGACAGUGAUGAAGAUAGUGAUGAGGACAGUGAUGAUGAUGAUGAUGAAAAUGAGGAUGAGGCUGGGGAGGAAGGAGAAAAUGAAGAACCUCUGUCCUUAGAGUGGCCAGACACUAGACGUAAACAGGCCACGUAUUUGUUUCUGUUGCCCAUUGUCUUUCCACUUUGGCUGACAGUUCCAGACGUCAGAAACCCUGCAUCCAAGAAGUUCUUUGUCAUUACUUUCCUUGGCUCAAUAGUAUGGAUUGCUAUAUUUUCCUAUCUUAUGGUGUGGUGGGCACAUCAGGUUGGUGAGACUAUUGGCAUCUCUGAGGAAAUCAUGGGUCUUACCAUUCUGGCUGCAGGAACAUCCAUUCCUGAUCUCAUCACCAGCGUGAUUGUGGCUCGAAAAGGCUUGGGAGACAUGGCUGUCUCAAGCUCUGUAGGCAGCAACAUAUUUGACAUCACCAUGGGGCUGCCGGUGCCCUGGCUGAUGUACUCAUUCUGCCAUUCGCUGGCGCCGGUGCCCGUGAGCAGUAACGGGCUGUUCUGUGCCAUUGUGCUGCUCUUCCUCAUGCUCCUCUUCGUCAUUAUCUCCAUCGCUGCCUGUAAGUGGAGGAUGAAUAAAGUGUUGGGAUUCAUCAUGUUCAUCCUCUACUUUGUGUUCCUGGUGCUCAGUGUCAUGCUAGAGGAUCGAAUUAUUAUAUGCCCCGUGUCCAUCUGAGCAAACCUGUGGAUACAGUAAUUUGAAACAUUCUGAACUGUAACUUUACACAUAGUGUAUUAUAUUUAAAGCAUCUCUGGACUGGAGUUCUGUUGUAAAGGGAUGCAAUAACUAGCCAUAAUGUUCAAACUCUGUUAACUGUUACAGACACUUGAGUGUUUUGGUCACCAUUUUUGGCUUGUUGCAUUAAAGGAGAAGUUCACUUCCAGAACAAAAAUUUACAGAUGAUUUACUCACCUCCUUGUUAUCCAAGAUGUUCAUGUCUUUCUUUGCUCAGUCAAUAAGAAAUUAUGUUUCUUGAGGAAAAAAAAUGAGGAAUUAUCUCCAUUUAGUGGACUUCAAUAGUGCACCCAAGUUUGAACUUCCAAAAUGCAGUUUAAAUGCAGCUUCAAAUGGCUCUAAACAAUCCCAGCCGAGGAAGAAGGGUCUUAUCUAGCAAAAUGAUCGGUCAUUUUUGAAAAAAAUUGACAAUUUAUUUUCUUUUUCACCUCAAAUGGUCAAUACGGUCAAUACAGUUAGGGUAUGUCGAAAAACUCCCAUCUCGUUUUCUUCCCAAAAUUCAAAAUCGUCCUACAUCGCUGCAGAAGUACCAACCUAGUGUUUACAAAGUGAACAUGCAAAGAAGAUCAAACGCCCUUUACAAAAACAAAAAAAGUAAAGCAGCGAUGUAGGACGAUUUUGACAUUCAAGAAGAAAACGAAACGGGAGUUUUUCGACAUACCCUAACUGUAUUGACCUGGAUUACACAGACUACGCAUGUGCUUUGCAGAGACAGGACAAGACGAGCAUUUGAGGCUAAAAGGUAUAUAAAUGUCAGUUUGUUUUGAAAAUGGCCGAUCGUUUCGCUAGAUAAGACACUUCUGCAUUAUAACGGCGUUUUGGAAGUUCAAACUUGGGGGCACUAUAGUCAUUAUAGUAUAGAAAAAUUCUAGAAUGUUUUCUUCAAGAAACAUAAUUUCUUAUCGACUGAACAAAGAAAGACAUAAACAAAUUGAACAACAAGGAGGUGAGUAAAUUAUCUGUACAUUUUUGUUCUGGAAGUGAACUUCUCUUUUAAAACAAACACAGUAGUGACACAUAAGGGUCACACGCCCUGGCCCAAAUGGUCACCAAUUGUGGUUUCCACACUUGGGUGGUGUAAUGCCAUGAUUAUAGAUUGUUGGGUGUAGACUGCUGUGUCGGCCCACCACUGUGGGCUUUGCAAAAGGGCACAUUGAGGCCACAUACGGAGGCACCUGUUUGAACCGUAAAAUGACAAAUAAGACACCCUACUGCCCUGUGGACUUGGCAAACACAAUAUGAUUGCAUAAUCAAAGGCCACAUCAAGUGUGCCAUUUGGGACGGGACCACAGAGUACUAAAUAUGGAAAAUGUAAUGAUUUGUGAUGCAAGUUAACCAUUUAGUUCUAUUGGGAUGAUACCAAGACACAAAGUCACGUAUUAACAUGGUGAAAAGUCUGAAUGUUGCUUUAAUUGUGUCCAAUGAUGAAAAAUUGCAACUUUUUUUUUUU
Messenger RNA from Labeo rohita (rohu), 3956 nucleotides. RefSeq names its product solute carrier family 24 member 1 (gene slc24a1). The record is from RefSeq and is a predicted model, not a curated record. Gene Ontology annotation, cellular component: membrane. The coding region runs from base 299 to 2446 and encodes 715 amino acids. Lineage: Eukaryota; Metazoa; Chordata; Actinopteri; Cypriniformes; Cyprinidae. Gene Ontology annotation, biological process: long-term synaptic potentiation; intracellular calcium ion homeostasis; calcium ion transmembrane transport. The transcript has 10 exons. Gene Ontology annotation, molecular function: calcium channel activity; calcium, potassium:sodium antiporter activity.